GGGAGUAGUUUUAUCAUCCGACCGGAAUAUUCAGAAGAGGGAACUAUACGACCGGGCUCAUACAGAGUACUCCCUCAUUUGUAUACCGACCUUCGUCAAAUCAACCAACAGGGCACAGGCAGCGGCUCAAACUUCCGAACGAAAUCGCAUAAAAGGAAAUCAUGGGCGGUAGAAAGUCGAAGAAAAUAGCUAUCACCGCCGAAUUCUGAUCGCACUCUGUCCACCCUUCCGUUCCUUGAUUUUAUCUAGGUUGUCAAGAGAUAUCUAGUGCAAUUGGUUAUAGUAGGGCCACUGGAUGUUAAAGCUGAAAAAGAGCCAUGAGUUUUGAUCUGGUGGAUAUUAUACCGCGGGAUGUCAGAUUCACAUUUGAACCAAGGAAGCAAAGUUCAUGCUCUAUCCGCCUAGCCAAUAAGUCUGACAAGUGUGUUGCUUUUAAGGUCAAAACUACGAAUCCAAAGAAGUAUUCUGUUCGGCCAAAUGUGGGAAUCUUUAGUCCUAAGGCAUCACGUGAUUUCACAAGUAAUAUCCUUGUAACUACUUAUUAUCUCGUUCUUAUAGUAAUGUAGACAUGUAGUCUACCAAAAUUCUAACUGGACUUCUUAUAUAGAGUUGUGCAAGUACUGAAGCAAUUGAAAAAGCCCCACCAGACUAUAUCUGUUAAUAUUUUUACUCCCUCCGUCCCUCUUCAAUCUCCCCACAUUGACUUGGUACAAGUAUUUAGGAACGUGAUAAAUAUUGUUGGCUUUACUAAAAUGCCCUCCCCUAAAUCCAAAUGCUCACCUUAAACACUCCUCCAAGGCUCCACACCGCCUCACAAGUCAUGUCAGCCUCCCCCUCCCCCACCACGGCCACCAAAUGCUUCCGUCAUCGGUGAUGCCUCCCACCAUGCCGGUGGAAGGGAGUAUUUCUGUCAUCGGACGCCUCAGGUCAGUCGCU
Molecule: messenger RNA, 936 nt
Organism: Cuscuta campestris
Lineage: Eukaryota; Viridiplantae; Streptophyta; Magnoliopsida; Solanales; Convolvulaceae
Source: the annotation of a GenBank genome assembly